GGUUUCGUGUCUGGAAUAAACAAUCGUGUUGUGUGGUGACGUCAUAACCUUGUAACGAUGGAUUGUGGAUUAUUGUGUUGGUCAUCUCCCAGGAGCCGACGGAAGCCUGCAUAUCCAGGGUCGCCGAGGUUCCGCCGCCGCGUGGAGAGCCAGUGGUCGUCGCUGGUGUCUCGAUGGCGCAACAUCGGCUCGCCCGCACGCCACGUGGUCACGCCCACGCCCGACCACGAGGGUCUCGUGGGCGGCGGCGACCGCGUGCACAUGAUGCGGCACCGUGACCACGCCCACAACACCUCCAGCAGCAGCACCAGCAGCAGCAAUGGCCCGCUGCACGCCAUCAGGUCCCGCCUCGGCCGAGGGCGGUCACGGCAGACCCGCGCCAUGUCGCUCUGCGAUGCGGACGACGAGUGGGCGGCGCCCAACCGCCAGUGGGUGGACUCGAGGGCGGUGCUGGAGUGGGCGCGAAGGUGCGGCGAGCGCGACGACGAGCAGGACUCGGGCGUGACGGUGAGCGACAACGACGACGCCUUCUCGCCGCCCUCGUCGUCGUCGUCGGCGUCCAGCGCGGGCGGCUCCUCCUGCCACGACGAGGCCUUCAGCGAGACCUGCAGCGACACCUUCCCCGCCAGCGACAGGCACGACGACGCCGCGCCCGCGCCCCACCCUGGGGACGGCGUGCCCCCUCCCCCGCCCAGGGACCCCUCGCCCCCAGGGGAGUUCUCCCACAGCUGCUCGACGCCGCUCUCCUCGCCCUACGCCUCGCAGACGCAGCCCCACAGCCCCGCGCAGCCCGCCGGGAGCCGCGCCCAAGCCCGGCCUGCACCAGCCCAGGAUCGUGGCCGACCACGUCAUAAAGAUGGACACCCGCGACCUGCACCCGACGUCCCCGCCCGCGACCCGCCGCCCGUCGCUACCAGAAGCCGACGCCGCCGCAGAAGCCGCGCCGCCGCAGAAGCCGCAGCAGCCGCAGCCUCAGUCGCAGGCGCAGCGGGGGGGCGGCGUGGCAACCAGGGUGGGGGGGCGGGCGAGGAUCUCCUCGUGCGUGGACUCGUGCAUCUGGGAGGAGCCGCCCCCGCUAGACCUGCGACCUCCCGCCCACACUCCGCCCACACACCCAGCCACUCGCCCGCCCAUUCCCCCGCCCACCGCACAACCACCCUAGACCGCCACAAGCACCAGGGGCGCCGGUCCCCGCCCACGCCCACCUCCCUGACGCUCGGAAGGGCCGGCCUGAGGAGCAUCGCCGCGUCCCCGUCCGACGCCGAGGACAGACUCAAGCUCCAGCGACUCAAGUGCUCGCUGGACACCUCGACGGACAGCCCGCCCAAAGCGCCCCUCACGCCCACCAGCGACCACAACAAGUCUACCUCCAGCCACGAGGACGAGGACGCAGACAAAGUAAGUUAACAAGCCGUGGUCUUUGUCGCUCACGAGGAAUAGUAAGUGCAUGCUGUCAACUUGC
Messenger RNA from Penaeus vannamei (Pacific white shrimp), 1462 nucleotides. The record is from RefSeq and is a predicted model, not a curated record. Lineage: Eukaryota; Metazoa; Arthropoda; Malacostraca; Decapoda; Penaeidae.